AUGGUUGCAUUUAGCAUAUGCAAGAAGCCUUUAAACUACAAAGUUACUCCAAGUGGACGAGCUGUGGACUAUACUACUCAGGACAUUGAAUCAGCACUAAAAGGGCAAUUUGAUGCUGUUUUGGACACAAUUGGUGUACUGGAGACAGAAAGGACAGGCAUCAAUCUUUUGAGGAGAGGUGGACACUAUAUGACGUUGCAAGGGGAGGCGGCAUCACUGACUGACAGAUAUGGGCUGGCUGUAGGGCUCCCUAUUGCUUCUGCUAUUUUGCUGAAGAAACAGAUUCAAUACCGAUAUUCUCACGGAAUAGAAUAUUGGUGGACUUAUAUGAGGGCUGAUGCUGAAGGUUUGGCUCAGAUUCGUCGGCUCUCUGAGGUCGGGAAGUUGAAAAUUCCUGUGGAGAAGACAUUUCCCAUUACACAUGUGAGGGAGGCUCAUGAAGCCAAAGAUAAAAGGCGCAUUCCUGGUAAAGUUGUUCUGGAACUUGAUUGAAUAUAGACAAAUCCAUGAGCCCAAACUGAUAUAGUUCACAGGUAGAAUCAUGAAACAAACUUUAACCCGCCUUUUUUUCAUUUUUGUUAUUUGGAUCGGAGACUGGAGGCUCCAUUUGCCAAUCCUCCCCGUACAAUAAGUAUGAUCAUCUUGUAUAGGAAACUGAGUGGGAUUUUUGUGAAAUGAGCUUUUAAAAUUUUAAUUGGCAAUCUGUAAAUUCUCAGUCU
This is a messenger RNA of Camellia sinensis, 719 nucleotides long. The record is from RefSeq and is a predicted model, not a curated record. NCBI's taxonomy places the organism in Eukaryota, Viridiplantae, Streptophyta, Magnoliopsida, Ericales, Theaceae.